Myotis brandtii (Brandt's bat) is the source of this 1997-nucleotide messenger RNA. RefSeq names its product serine/threonine kinase 32A (gene STK32A). Bases 210 to 1400 code for a protein of 396 amino acids. Lineage: Eukaryota; Metazoa; Chordata; Mammalia; Chiroptera; Vespertilionidae. The record is from RefSeq and is a predicted model, not a curated record. The transcript is spliced from 13 exons. Gene Ontology annotation, biological process: regulation of signal transduction; protein phosphorylation; G protein-coupled receptor signaling pathway. Gene Ontology annotation, molecular function: G protein-coupled receptor kinase activity; G protein-coupled receptor binding; ATP binding.
CCGAGGCCGCCCCUGCGCCCUGCUCUCUCCGCGUUUCUGGGGGUUCCCCUGUUACCCCUGCUGCCCGGGCGGAAGCACCAGUCCCAGCUUCUUGGAAGGCGAGAAGGGAGAAGCCAGAUCUAGCUAAGGCAUCCAGACCUCUUUUGAGCGAAGAUGAAUGUUUCUGCCAGGAUUAUGUAACUGGAGGAUCCAGGUCUGAGCAGACAACCAUGGGAGCCAAUACUUCAAGCAAACCCCCAGUUUUUGAUGAAAAUGAGGAUGUCAACUUUGACCACUUUGAAAUUCUGCGAGCCAUUGGGAAAGGCAGUUUUGGGAAGGUCUGCAUCGUUCAGAAGAACGAUACCAAGAAGAUGUAUGCAAUGAAAUACAUGAACAAACAGAAGUGUGUCGAGCGCAAUGAAGUGAGAAAUGUCUUCAAGGAACUGCAGAUCAUGCAGGGUCUGGAGCACCCUUUCCUGGUUAAUUUGUGGUACUCCUUCCAAGAUGAGGAAGACAUGUUCAUGGUGGUGGACCUCCUGCUGGGCGGGGACCUACGGUAUCACCUACAGCAGAACGUCCGUUUCCAGGAAGACACCGUGAAGCUCUUCAUCUGUGAGCUGGCCAUGGCCCUGGACUACCUGCAGAGCCAGCGCAUCAUUCACAGGGAUAUGAAGCCUGACAAUAUUUUGCUUGAUGAACAUGGGCACGUGCACAUCACGGACUUCAACAUCGCCGCCAUGCUGCCCAGGGAGACGCAGAUCACCACCAUGGCCGGCACCAAGCCUUACAUGGCACCCGAGAUGUUCAGCUCGAGGAGAGAAGCCGGCUAUUCCUUUGCUGUGGACUGGUGGUCCCUGGGAGUGACAGCCUACGAGCUUCUGAGAGGCCGGAGACCGUAUCAUAUUCGCUCCAGUACUUCCAGCAAGGAAAUUGCACACAUGUUUGAGACGGCUAUUGUGCCUUACCCUUCUGCCUGGUCACAGGAAAUGGUGUCACUUCUUAGAAAGCUACUUGAACCUAAUCCAGACCACCGGUUUUCUCACUUGUCUGACCUUCAGAACUUCCCAUAUAUGAGUGAUGUGAACUGGGAUGCGGUUUUACAGAAGAGGCUCAUUCCAGGUUUCAUUCCUAACAAAGGCAGGCUGAAUUGCGACCCCACCUUUGAACUUGAAGAAAUGAUUUUGGAGUCCAAACCUCUUCAUAAGAAAAAGAAGCGUCUGGCAAAGAAGGAGAAGGAGAUGAGGAAAUGUGAUUCCUCUCAGAUGUGCCUUCUGCAAGAGCACCUUGAAUCUGUGCAAAAGGAAUUCAUCAUUUUCAACAGGGAAAAAGUAAAAAGGGACUUUAAUAAAAGGCAAGCAAAUCUAGCCUUCGAACAGACCAAAGACCCACAAGAAGAGAACAGCCAGAAUAACAACCUGUAAGUCGUCAACAUCUUCUUGGGACAUUUCCUGCCACUCGGGCCAGCAAGUUCUGACUUCCACAGCAGGAUGAGCCGACGUAGUUCCCUCCGCACACCUCACACACCUUAGAAAACGUGAAUGCCUACUUUUGAGGGAGGCAGCACGAGACAAUGAAGCGCUCCCUGGGCUCCUGGGAACUUGUUACACCACUAACAAACCAUGUGACCAUGAGCAAGUCACUUAACCACUUCCUCUGCUUCAGUUUAUUCUUCUAAAAUGAGAGGGCUCUACUAGAUGAGCUCUCCUCUGCCUUUUUAUUGAAACCACUGUUGUCCUACACAGCUUUUAUUCUUAUUUCUAAAGGACUAUUUGGAUGUAGAUUUAUUUUUCCACUCCUAGUUACACUGUGACAGAUGGACAAAUGAACAUAGGUGGGUGAUUGAGUCAGGUGUUUGGGGGCUGACUGAGUGAGGCUCUUCAGAGCUAGGAAACUUCAGAAGGAGGUCGCAAUCCCCCAGCCUGAUUGAAUAGGAAUAAGGAAUCCAAUCAGGAAGAAAUGAGUGGGACUGGAUUAAAGUGAAACAGACUUACCUGGGCCUCCCAGUGCUAUGCCAAAGU